AUGUCUGCUCGACGUGCUUUUCAUGCUGGGUCGUGGUACUCAGAUAACGGUCGUAUCCUGUCAACCCAACUGGAUGGUUUGCUAGCAAAUGUACCGGAUACUCUGGAGCAUGUGGGCUCACUCCCCAUCUCGGGGGCUCGAGUCGUGAUCGCACCACACGCAGGUUAUGCUUACUCGGGUCCCUGUGCAGCCUACGCAUACAAGGCGCUUGAUCUGACCAAGGCUAAACGUAUCUUCAUUUUGGGUCCAUCCCAUCAUCAUUAUCUUACCACGCUGGCCGUCCCACAGGUCAAAUACUACUAUACCCCGCUCUCGGACGAUCCCCUCCCACUAGAUCUAGACGUAAUUGCGCAACUUCAACAGACCAAGUCCAACUUUGCAACCAUGUCACGAUCUGUCGAUGAGGAGGAGCACAGUAUCGAGAUGCAUCUUCCCUACAUCCAUCGCCUCCUCCAAUUACAAUACCCGGACACCCCGACAGCCGAAUACCCACCGCUGGUCCCAAUAAUGGUCGGCAACACCUCAGCCUCAACGGAAAAGGCUGCCGGUGCCAUCUUAGCCCCGUAUCUCGCUGAUCCCGAGAAUGUUUUUGUGGUUAGUUCCGACUUCUGUCACUGGGGCCUGCGAUUCCGUUACACAUACUACGUCCCCCAAGCCCCGACUCCUGGGCCUGAACUGCCGUUAUCCAGCGAUGGGCUUCCCCAGCCAGGACAAGCGGAAGAUCAAAUUACGGAGACCAUUUCUUCUGUCUGCGCAGGUCAUGAGUUGCGGCGUGGGGAACGUACCUCGAGAAAUGAGCCUGCUAUCCACGAGAGUAUCUCGGCUUUUGACCUCGCGACCAUGUCAGCUAUUACGACCGGAUCGGCCAAGACCUUCUUGGAUACUAUUGAGCGCACUGGAAAUACCGUUUGUGGUCGUCACCCCAUAUGUGUUAUUAUGGCUGCUCUAGAGGUUAUCAACGCCACCCGGUCGGAAGAGGCGCAAAGCCUCUUCCAUUUCCUGAGGUAUGAGCGUAGCACUGAUGCAGUAGAUGUCAGCGAUAGCUCUGUGAGUUAUGUGUCUGCCGUUGCAGCCCUUUAG
Messenger RNA from Penicillium angulare, 1080 nucleotides. RefSeq names its product protein MEMO1. The transcript has 3 exons. The record is from RefSeq and is a predicted model, not a curated record. Lineage: Eukaryota; Fungi; Ascomycota; Eurotiomycetes; Eurotiales; Aspergillaceae. The coding region runs from base 1 to 1080 and encodes 359 amino acids.